Messenger RNA from Salarias fasciatus (jewelled blenny), 1530 nucleotides. RefSeq names its product RWD domain containing 3 (gene rwdd3). The transcript is spliced from 5 exons. Lineage: Eukaryota; Metazoa; Chordata; Actinopteri; Blenniiformes; Blenniidae. Gene Ontology annotation, biological process: positive regulation of protein sumoylation; positive regulation of hypoxia-inducible factor-1alpha signaling pathway. Gene Ontology annotation, molecular function: protein binding. The record is from RefSeq and is a predicted model, not a curated record. Bases 101 to 877 code for a protein of 258 amino acids.
ACAUGUAAACAGAGAUGUGUGAAAGUUGUAGGUGUUAGGCGAUAAUCCUGUUGCUCUUUGUGUGACAUAAACUUUCCACCUGGGCGAUGUUUCCUCAAACAUGAUGUCCGAAGCUGCUUUAGAUGAAGUUUCUGUUUUAUCGUCUAUUUACUGCGGAGAGGGAGAGUUUGUCCUGCAGGAGGCUGGUCAGGAUGGCCUCAUCGUCCAGAUCAACUGCACCGGCGGAGGAGAGGACGGCCUGGUGGGUCUGCUCUUCCAUCUGCACCCAGGCUACCCGUCGUGCCCCCCCGACAUAUCCGUGUCUUCCACCGCUCUGUCCCGGACUCAGUGUCAGAGCGUCAGGCAGAGGCUGCAGGAGCGAGCCUCAGAGCUGCCUCCAGAGCCGAUGGUUCACCAGCUGGUGGAGUUCUUCCAGCAGGAGUGUGUGGAGCUGACGGAGGGCUGCAGAGGAGCAGUGGAGGCGAUGAAGCCGAGAGAACAGGACGAUGAGUGGACAGCGGUGCUGCUGCUGGACCACAUGCGAGCUCGGAAUCGUUACGUCGGACUGCUGGAGCGCUGGAGUCAGCAGCUGCAGCUGGCCGGGGCGUUGUUACUGGGACAGAGGAUACUGGUGAUCCUGCAGGGGGCCAGGCACAGCGUCAAGGAGUUUUGUCACCGGCUGAAGACGGUGAAGGUGGACGUGGAUUCUUCGGGGAAGAAAUGCAAGGAGAGGAUGAUGAAGGUCCUCAUCGAGACGCCUUCAUCUUCCCCCGGUCAUCACAGCAUUCAGGGUUUUAUAGUGAAAAACUAUGAGUCUGUCACAGAACUGUCUGCAGCUUUCGAACAUUUCCACAUGACGGAUCUUUACCAGCGCAUUUUUCCUUCACUGAAAGACUGAAGAGAGAGCGCUCCACAGUUCCUCCUAUUGUUAACACAACGGCACCUGUGUGGAGGAAUCAGCUCAUCAAUACAAAGGGUCUGAUGCACAGAAAAUACACGUCAAUACACGUCUGAAUGGCUUCCUCAUUUUCUGAUACCGCUCUAAUGCAUUCUGAUACCAUUUUUUCUCUUAAACAAGUUAAUGGCGACUCAUCUGAAUUUGGUUUUAACCUUCAGAGAUUAUAAGUUAUGAAAGAAACACUGAAGAUCCAUAGAAAUAUCCAACGUACUGAUGUAUUAAAAACCAGAACGCUCCUGUUGUAAGGUGCUACAGACCACUUCUUAUUCAAAUGUGUAUUAGAUUACAGUUUCAUACUGACAGUUUCAACAUAACAUGAUAAUAAAAAGGAAAAGCCUGCAUAAGUAAGUGUUCAACAGCUGUGGGAGCAAAGUAAAUGUUGUGUGAAGACAUCUGCUGCUGCUGCCUGAGGGAAAUGGAGGAGCAAGCCUUAAACAAAGGACGAAUAAAACGUUUGAAGCAGCCUUGCUGAUCAACUCUCAGACUUGUUUCUGUGGUAUUCCUGGUAUGCACUAUCUACUUUAUUCUGAAUAUAUUUGUAUUCAUCUCGCAGCGACACCAGCUAAGAUUAUAUUGUUGUUUGUUUAAACAAU